Messenger RNA from Chrysoperla carnea, 1461 nucleotides. RefSeq names its product protein odd-skipped (gene odd). The transcript has 3 exons. NCBI's taxonomy places the organism in Eukaryota, Metazoa, Arthropoda, Insecta, Neuroptera, Chrysopidae. Gene Ontology annotation, cellular component: nucleus. Gene Ontology annotation, molecular function: DNA-binding transcription factor activity, RNA polymerase II-specific; RNA polymerase II transcription regulatory region sequence-specific DNA binding. Gene Ontology annotation, biological process: embryonic pattern specification; regulation of transcription by RNA polymerase II; embryo development. The record is from RefSeq and is a predicted model, not a curated record. The coding region runs from base 154 to 1335 and encodes 393 amino acids.
ACUUGUUUCAAAGUACCAAAAAAAAAACUUAUCAGUUUAUAUUAUUUUGGAGUAGUUUAAAAAAACCAGUUUUGUUUUUGAGCAAAGAAAAAAACGUGUGUGAAGUUUUUUUAUGUGUGUUUUUAUUUUUGAGACUUUACAAAAACAGUUAUAAUGUCGAAUCAUGGAAUAAUCGCAUCAUCACGGAUAUCUGAACCAAAAGAUUUCCCGGAUAUUAAAAAAGAACCAGAUAGUUCAUCACCAUUGUUAACACCCCCACAUACACCCACAUCCGAUUCACCGUCAAGUAGUAUGAUGAUGACGUCAGCGUCACCGUCAAAUCAUGCGCAGCAUCAUCAAUUACCGGCACCGCCAAAAGAACAAUUACAACAAAAUUUUGUAUGGAUUAAUAACCAAUAUCAUCCAACUACCUAUGAUAUUACUUAUCACCAUCAUCCCCAAAGAUUACAACCCUCUACGUAUUAUCAUCAUCAACAAUAUCAUCAUACACAUCCAGCAUUUCAUCCAUAUUCUGCGGCACCAUCCUCAUCAGCCGCAAAUCAUCAUGGGUCCACAAAUUUUAUGUUAAUGAAUCAAUGGUUACGAAAUGCUGCGCAUAAUUAUUAUGGAAAUACAAAUUUACCGCCAGUUCCACCUGCCGUACAAACUGCAGCCCCAGUUAAUCGAUUACCAACAGGACGACCACCAAUGCCAGCUAAAGCAACAACAGCCGCUUCAUUACGUCCAAAAAAACAAUUUAUUUGUAAAUAUUGUAAUCGGCAAUUUACUAAAUCGUAUAAUUUAUUAAUUCAUGAGCGCACACACACCGAUGAGCGGCCGUAUUCCUGUGAUAUUUGUGGAAAAGCUUUUCGACGACAGGAUCAUUUACGAGAUCAUAGAUAUAUUCACUCAAAGGAAAAGCCAUUUAAAUGUACGGAAUGUGGCAAAGGCUUCUGCCAAUCAAGAACAUUAGCAAUCCAUAAAAUCUUACACAUGGAAGAAUCACCGCAUAAAUGUCCCGUUUGUGGCCGCACCUUUAAUCAACGUUCAAAUUUACGAACACAUUUAUUAACACACACAACAUCACAAACUGUACAAAAAUCACAACAAAUUGAUUGCCAAGUUUGUCGACAAUCGUUCCAUAAUCGUGAUGAAUUAACACAACAUGAAUUAACCGUUCAUUACAAUCAUAAUUCACAAGAAUCAAUUGUUACAUCAUCCACGACUACAUUAUUAGAUUUAUCAUCGAAAACUUCAGGGAAAAUUGUUGAAUCACCGUCAGCGCUUACAACCCCUGUACCUAUUGUUAAGAAGAAGCCAUUAGGGUUUUCAAUUGAGGAUAUUAUGCGUCGGUAGAUUGAGAUCAUUUAGUUUUUUUUGUCGUUCAAACCAAAGAUAAUUCCAAAAUAAUUUUAGAAAAACCAAAACAGUAUUAAGUUUAAACCAUUUUACUUGAAAGUAUUAGAUUUUUUUAGCGGGGGU